AUGUCGGACGAAACCCUCGAAGCUCUGCAGGCGCGACACCGCAAGGAACAACGUGAUCUCGUGUCGCGCAUCACCCAAAAAAAGAAGCAAGCCACGAAAAAGACCCGCAAAGGUGUCAACGACGAAUGCGAGCGCCUCGAGCGAGAGCAAAAAGAACGACAAGAACAGGAGCUGGCCAUUCACAACGGCGAAGCAGUGCCGGAGCAAUCCGACCCUGAGCAAUCACAAGAUGAAGACAACGAAGAAAUCGAGAACGCUCUUAAUAGCCUCUCUGUGACAUCUCCAGCCGCCCAAAGCCAGACCCCGCCCACCGAAAACGCUGCCAACGGCAAUGCCCCGCGCAAGAAACCGAACCGUGCAAAAGCCCGCCUGGCUCGCCGUGCCGCCGAAUUCGAUGCCAUCGUAGCCCAAGCCAAGGAGGAGGCAGCCAAUAUGCCCGAUCUUCGGGAGCAGGAGCGGAAACGGAUGGAACAACAGCUCUCGCGGCACCAGUUGCAAUGCAAGGAGAUUCGCGCAGAUGGGCAUUGUCUAUAUGCCGCUGUGGCGGACCAGAUGCAGGCUCGGGAGCUAGACUUGAAGCCGCGGAUCCAGAUCAAGGCCAUCGAGGACGAUAGCAUGCCUGUAUACAAGAAGGUGCGAUAUACGGCUGCGGGGUGGAUCGAGAGCAACUCGGAUGACUUUGCGGGGUUCAUGGAGGAGCCGCUCGACGAUUACCUGGCCAAGAUCAGGGACACGGGGGAGUGGGGUGGGCACAUGGAGCUUAUGGCAUUGGCGAAAGCAUACGAAAUUUCCAUCAAUGUCCUGCACGGCGACGGACAGAUAGACAAGAUCACACCAGGAGGCGAGCAGCAGGAUGCUGGAGAAGAUGCUAGGGACAUCUGGUUGGGGUUUUACCGACACAGUCAUGGGCUGGGCGAGCACUACAAUUCUCUGCGGAAAGCGCCUUGA
This is a messenger RNA of Periconia digitata, 948 nucleotides long. NCBI's taxonomy places the organism in Eukaryota, Fungi, Ascomycota, Dothideomycetes, Pleosporales, Periconiaceae. The record is from the annotation of a GenBank genome assembly.